AUUUGGUCACACUUCAGAUAUAAUAUUGAUUCCCCUGUCAUAGCGGAACCUGAAAUUCUUUAUUUUAUAUGCAAAUCGCUUAGAAAUUUGCUAAAUUAUUAUAAGAGAGAGGUAGCAUAACAAGAUUAUUGCCUGCCGGACGACCAAGUCCUAGUCCGGGAUAUCAUAGAAUUUAGCAAGAGCAUACAAAAACAAUCGGCAAGACGACGACAACGAGGGCAGCUAGCCACGGACACAGAGGCGGAAAAUGGUGGACGCUGCCAGGCAAAUGCUCGAUGAGCUAAUGGGACGCAAUCGAAAUCUGCAUCCUUCAGAAGCAGGACUUAAAGUUAAUUGGGAGGAUCCCGAGUUCUGUCAAUUUUACAAUGUGAAAUUUUGCCCCCACGAUCUAUUCAUCAACACACGCGCUGAUCUCGGUCCCUGCACUCGCAUCCAUGACGAAGAGGCCAAACAAUUAUACGAGGAAGCUCGCCCAUCACAACGGAAACGUCAAUACGAAGAUGAAUUCCUACGCUUCUGCAAUGUGAUGCUACACGAUGUGGACAGAAAGAUUCAGAAGGGCAAACAACGUUUGCAACUUAUGCAGCGUGAUCAACCAUCAACACCUUCACCUAUGCUCCUGGCGGCCAAGCAACAGGAACAACUCCAGAGUCUUCAGGCGCGCAUUAACAAACUUCUUGGCGAGGCCGAGGAGGCGGGCAUACGGGGAGAUGUUGAUCAGGCGCAGGAUCUUAUGACACUCUGCGAUGAACUCAAGGAGGAGAAAGAGCAACUGCAGCAGCAAUAUGAGUCCAAUGCCAAGUUAAAGCUAAAUCCAUCACCACUUCAAUCACCAGUCAAUAGUCAGCCAAGUCCAAGUCAAAUGGAUGAGACGGAUACACCUGAAUCUGGGACAGAAGAUGCCCUAAAUGCUGCAGCCAUAGCCACAGAGUCAGUGGAUAGUACAGAGGCAAACUCUUCAAGAACCUCACCAGAUGGCACGGUGGCGACCACAACAACAACAUCAGCAUCAACAGAUGCCACCAAUAAAACGCAAGCCAAUUGGUCACAUGAAACGCUACCCGAGAAGCAAAUGAAGGUGUGCGAAAUAUGUGGAGCGUUUCUAAUUGUUGGCGAUGCCCAGCAACGUAUCGAGGAUCAUUUAAUGGGUAAACAGCAUUUGGGUUAUUCCAAAUUGCGUAAUGCCGUCAAUGAAAUUAAUGAACGACGUCAAAAAGAACGCGAAGAAGAUGAACGAAGACGUCGCGAGGAUCGGGUCCAACGUUUCCAUUCAUCCUCCUCGUCCUACGACAAUAGACGCGAACAACGUGAUUAUCGUGAGCGCAGCCGCGACUACAUUCAGAAUCGUCAACCAUCGGAUAGACGUCACCAUCAUCAUAAGUCGUCGUCAUCCCAUCAUGGUCAUUCGUAUUCGCGAACCAGCAGCAGCAGCAAUCGGAGCAGCAGUAGUCGCCAUCAUAACCAUUACCGACACGAUAGUCGGGAUCGGCAUUGUCGUAGUCGGAGUAGAAGUCGCUAUUAAAACCCAAAAUCAAAGAUUCAUAAACAGAAACAAAAGCAAAGAAAAAGAAACAAACAGAAUAAAAACAAGCGAAAAGCAAAUAACACUGAAAAUCAUAGAAAACGAAAAUAUUAAUAUGAUUAAGAUGAAAGUCUACAUACAUAUGUAUAUGUAUAUCCAUAUAUAUAUAUAUAUAUAUAUAUAUAUAUAUAAAUGAUAUGAAAGGAAAACCAGAUAUAAUACCAUCAGAACAAAACCAAAUGCUUAUUAACAAAUUGUUUUUUAAAAAACCAACAAUCCAUGAGAAAGUGUGCACUUUGCCCAAUCCUUGCUACACUGCAGCUACACAACAUUACCAUCACACAACAGGACAGACAUCCCGGCAGCUCUAACUACAACUAAUCGAUCGAUCGAGCGUCAAGCCCGUGCAACAACGAGGUACUCCAAAACAAAAAAAAAAAACAAUAAUUAACCAAAAAACAUUUCAAUAAUAUGUCUAAAAGCAGGCAAAAAAAAAAAAAAACAGCAAUCAUUAAGAAAAGUCACAUCUAUAUAAAGUUUGUGAACUUUCUUCCAUGAAUAUACAAUAACCAAAUGUCACAAGAAACUAUUGUUGUCCUGGGAUCGGCGGUAGCACUGGAAUUUAUGUGUGGAUUGAUGAUGCUAGAGACUCCAGAGAAAGAAGAGAAGAUAAUGAUAAUGUUGACGAAAGGUUAUGGAUGAUGAUAAAAGGAGGAAGCAAAAUAUAAAAAAAGAUAUUUAAGAAAAGAAGAAGAUCUUGCCUACCAUCAGGUAACUUCUUAUGCCAUCUACCUACCUACCCUACUACUGCCCCGCCCCCUUUCCCACAGUAAUGUUUCUUCACGACAGACAGAGAAAAGAAUAAUAAUAUUAUAAUAUAACGGCACUAUUCACAAAUUCACCACUACCACCACAACCACAACGACCAUCAUCGACGGCGCAGUUAAGACAGGCGUGUGAAUAUUGGGCGAGGGAUUGAUUGGGAAUAGAAAUGGGCAUAAAUGGGGGAGUAAGCGUGUUCGGUGACGGUUUUACAAGUUUCUGCUAUAUCAUCAACAUACAUAGUCAUCCCAACAACAGCAAGAACUCAUACACACACACACACACACACUCAUAGAACAACAACAACAACAAAAAGAAGAAAACACACCCCAAACAUUCACGUGGAAAGUGUUGUAUGGCAUCUGAGAUGAUACAAGGUGAAUUUCAUUUUGUCCCUCUUUGUCAAUCUUUAUCUCUAGCUAUCUCAGUCUAACAAAUUAAAAAUGAUCAAUCUAUAUACAUAUAUUAUUGUAUAUAUAAUGAUAUUCUUUACUAAAUUUCUGCCUGUCUUCAAGCAAAAGAACCAAACUUAUAAAAAUUGUUAUUUACUCUAUCGACUUCAGUUUUGAUUUUUGAUUAUCAUUAUCAUUAUCAAAAAUAUCCUACACAAAUGUCGUAUAUAUAUAUAUGUAUAUAUAUAGAUAUAUAUAUUUAUUAAUACUUAAUGAAUAAAGUUAUUUAAUGCCCUUAA
Drosophila willistoni is the source of this 3035-nucleotide messenger RNA. RefSeq names its product luc7-like protein 3. Gene Ontology annotation, cellular component: U2-type prespliceosome; U1 snRNP. The transcript has 5 exons. The record is from RefSeq and is a predicted model, not a curated record. Gene Ontology annotation, molecular function: mRNA binding. Gene Ontology annotation, biological process: mRNA splice site recognition. Bases 248 to 1522 code for a protein of 424 amino acids. NCBI's taxonomy places the organism in Eukaryota, Metazoa, Arthropoda, Insecta, Diptera, Drosophilidae.